AUGACGGAUAUUAUUCUGAUAUUGGGAUUUGUAAACCUUGUGACUCGAUUUGUUUCACGUGCUGGGGUUCUCCUUCGAAGUGUUUGUCUUGUGAACCAUGGACUUACCUUUCAAAUUCGACUUGUCUCACUUGUGAUGCAAAUUGUGAGACAUUUGGGUGUCACACGACUUUGGGAUGCACGAAUUGUAAACCAGGAUACUUCCCAAAGAACCUUAAAUGUAGCCAAUGCAGUGAAAUCGCAAAUUGUGUUACUUGCAGCCAAACUGAACAAAAGUGUACAACUUGUACAUCUGAAAUUUCAUAUGUCAAUUCAAAUGGGUUGUGCUUACCUUGCGACGGGACAUGAUGAACUUGUAACAAUGAUGGAACAUGUAACGGGUGUAUUGAGAAUUAUGUACCAUAUUCGAUCUACAAUGGAUCAUGUCAGGCUUGUUCUUCUUUUGACCCCAAUUGUAAUUCAUGUGACUUUAAUCAAUUUAGAAUAUGCACACAAUGUAUAG
Messenger RNA from Entamoeba invadens IP1, 501 nucleotides. RefSeq lists its product as hypothetical. Lineage: Eukaryota; Evosea; Mastigamoebida; Endamoebidae. The coding region runs from base 1 to 501 and encodes 166 amino acids. The record is from RefSeq and is a predicted model, not a curated record. The transcript has a single exon.